Musa acuminata AAA Group (dessert banana) is the source of this 1465-nucleotide messenger RNA. RefSeq names its product riboflavin biosynthesis protein PYRD, chloroplastic. Lineage: Eukaryota; Viridiplantae; Streptophyta; Magnoliopsida; Zingiberales; Musaceae. Gene Ontology annotation, biological process: riboflavin biosynthetic process. The record is from RefSeq and is a predicted model, not a curated record. The coding region runs from base 56 to 1261 and encodes 401 amino acids. The transcript is spliced from 3 exons. Gene Ontology annotation, molecular function: zinc ion binding; diaminohydroxyphosphoribosylaminopyrimidine deaminase activity.
GCCCGUGUAUUGUUUCCCCGAAACAUGAGGGCAUUCUAUCAUCGUCGAGUGGGUAAUGGCGAAUUCUGCGCUCUUCUUCCUGGCAAUUUCGUCGCCCACAAGCUCCAAUAUCGGAGCCGAUGCACUCCGCCGUCGUCUCGAGUCCAGUUCUUGGUCUCCCGGCCCGCGGAGGGCCGGGGGCAGUGCGAUCGUCCGUGUCAGAUGCGAGAAGAGGGACGAUGCGUUCUUUAUGAGGAGGUGCGUGGAAUUGGCGAGGAAGGCGGUCGGGUGCACCUCUCCCAACCCCAUGGUGGGCUGCGUCGUCGUCAAGGAUGGGGAGAUCGUCGGUCGAGGAUUUCACCCCAAAGCUGGCCAGCCGCACGCUGAGGUUUUUGCCCUAAAAGAUGCUGGAAUUUUGGCUGAGAACGCAACAGCAUAUGUGAGCCUCGAACCUUGCAACCAUCAUGGGAGGACUCCUCCUUGCACUGAAGCUCUCAUUCGUGCAAAAGUGAAGCAAGUGGUUGUUGGGAUGGUUGAUCCAAAUCCCAUUGUAGCUUCAAAAGGAGUUGAUAGGCUCAGAGAUUCUGGCAUUGAUGUUAUUGUUGGUGUGGAAGAAAUGUUGUGCCAGAAACUUAAUGAGGCUUAUAUUCAUCGAAUCAUUACAGGGAGGCCUUUUGUUACUUUAAGAUAUACUCUCUCAUUUAACGGAAUGAUUAUGACACAACUUGGAAAAGGUGCAGAAGGACGAGGCGGAUAUUACUCGCAGUUACUGCAGGAAUAUGAUGGGAUUUUAAUUCCUAAUGACUUGUUGUCCAAAAUUUCCACUUUACCAACAUCUUAUGAGAUUGGCGCUAAUCAACCAUUUCAUAUUGUGAUUGCAAAGGGUUCAGGUUAUUCAUUAUGCCUUCCAAGACUGACAGCAGGUUCUGCAGCAAAGAUAAUAGUUCUGGCAGAGAGACACAUAAAAGUGGAGCCUGAAGUGGAAGGCAUUGAGAUGGUGGUUCUUGAACAAAUUACCUUAAGUUCAAUUCUAGAUUACUGUGGACGUCGUGGACUGUGUAGCAUUUUGUUGGAUUUCGCAAGGGGUAGCGAAUGUCUCUCGAAGCUUCUGGAAGAUGCUGUUAGUGAACACUUGAUACAGAAGGUUCUUAUGGAGAUUUGCCCAUUUUGGAACAUAGGAGAAAAGACCUCAGAAUUGGAAUUUAGCUAUGAUUCAUUGAGACUAAAGAACUUAGAAUCAAGGAUCUCAAAUGAGAGUGUUUUGGUUGAAGGUUACUUGUAGUAGUUUUCUAGUUGGUCAUUGAAAUUUCUUUUUAACUGCAUGGAGCCUGAACAAUUUUGCUCAAGUUUUUCUACUCUCCGAUGCUGCCUCCAGCUUCACCAGUUGCAAGAAAAGCAACUAGUCGCAUGAAGAUUUUACAGGAAGAUUGUACACUUAAAUCAUACAGUGAUCACUGAAUCUAUUUGCAUAAUUGUUUGAUGGUUA